Chenopodium quinoa (quinoa) is the source of this 918-nucleotide messenger RNA. Its product is annotated as signal recognition particle 54 kDa protein 2-like. Bases 1 to 918 code for a protein of 305 amino acids. Gene Ontology annotation, molecular function: GTP binding; GTPase activity; 7S RNA binding. The transcript is spliced from 6 exons. Gene Ontology annotation, cellular component: signal recognition particle, endoplasmic reticulum targeting; cytosol. Lineage: Eukaryota; Viridiplantae; Streptophyta; Magnoliopsida; Caryophyllales; Amaranthaceae. Gene Ontology annotation, biological process: SRP-dependent cotranslational protein targeting to membrane, translocation; SRP-dependent cotranslational protein targeting to membrane. The record is from RefSeq and is a predicted model, not a curated record.
AUGACUUACCAGAGGAGGCAUGAAAUAAAGUGGGCCAGCGUUAUCAGAAGGCCAGUGACCAUCAUGGGCUUGAAUACUGGAUGGCUGUUGCUAUGCUUGUCAAGAGACAUGUUGAUGGAUUGCUACCUAUUGAUGUCUACAACAUUGAGCUGGAGGAUCAAAGAGGUGCUGAAGGUUAAUAUGGGUUUUUACAGAUCAAAGGGCAAUAAUGAUGGGUCUUAUGCUGCAUAUAGCCAUAUAUACAGAAGGAAAGCAGUUAAUGAAAACACAGCAAUACAAAGUGGUAUUAGAGAUUUAGAGGUGCUUCAAAUGGGAGAGAAGGUUUUUUUCUCUCUGUGCCUCGAAACUCAUAGAGGGUCCGGAAAGACGACUACAUGUACAAAAUAUGCCCGUCAUCAUAAGAAAAAUGGUUGGAAACCAGCUCUUAUUUGUGCUGAUACUUUUCGAGCCGGUGCUUUUGAUCAGUUGAAGCAAAACGCAACUAAGGCUAAAAUUCCCUUGUAUGGAAGUUACACGGAAUUAGAUCCCGUGAAAGUUGCAGUUGAAGGUGUGGAAAGGUUGAAAAAGGAAGUUUAUGAUCUGAUUAUAAUUGAUACAAGUGGACGACACAAACAAGAGGCUUCUCUAUUCGAAGAAAUGCGUCAGCUUGAACAGGCAACGAAACCAGAUGUAGUGAUAUUUGUCAUGGAUAGUAGCAUUGGUCAAUCUGCAUUUGACCAAGCACAAGCCUUUAAGCAAAGUGUUGAUGUAGGAGCCGUGAUUAUUACUAAACUGGAUGGUCACGCUAAGGGAGGUGGUGCUCUUAGUGCCGUGGCUGCCACCGACAGUCCUGUCAUAUUCAUCGGGACAGGGGAACACAUGGAUGACUUUGAGGAGUUCAACACCCAAUCAUUUGUUUUACGCCUUUUAGGUACAUAA